AUAUCAAUAACAAAUGUCAGUGUUUAUCUGUAAAUAACAAUAUAUCAAUAACAAAUUUCAGUGUUUAUCUGUAAAUAACAAUAUAUCAAUAAUACAUCUCAGUGUUUAUCUGUAAAUAACAAUAUAUCAAUAAUAAAUCUCAGUGUUUAUCUGUAAAUAAUAUAUAAAUAAUAAAUGUCAGUGUUUAUCUGUAAAUAAUAUAUCAAUAAUAAAUGUCAGUGUUUAUCUGUAAAUAACAAUAUAUCAAUAAUAAAUGUCAGUGUUUAUCUGUAAAUAACAAUAUAUGAAUAAUAAAUGUCAAUGCUUAUCUGUAAAUAACAAUAUAUCAAUAAUAAAUGUCAGUGUUUAUCUGUAAAUAAUAUAUAAAUAAUGCAUGUCAGUGUUUAUCUGUAAAUGACAAUAUAUAAAUAAUACAUGUCAGUGUUUAUCUGUAAAUAAUAUAUCAAUAAUAAAUGUCAGUGUUUACCUGUAAAUAAUAUAUCAAUAAUAAAUGUCAGUGUUUAUCUAUAAAUAAUACAUCAAUAAUAAAUGUCAGUGUUUAUCUGUAAAUAAUAUAUCAAUAAUAAAUGUCAGUGUUUAUCUGUAAAUAAUACAUCAAUAAUAAAUGUCAGUGUUUAUCUGUAAAUAAUACAUCAAUAAUAAAUGUCAGUGUUUAUCUGUAAAUAAUAUAUCAAUAAUAAAUGUCAGUGUUUAUCUGUAAAUAAUAUAUCAAUAAUAAGUCAGUGUUUAUCUGUAAAUAACAAUAUAUCAAUAAUAAAUCUCAGUGUUUAUCUGUAAAUAAUAUAUAAAUAAUAAAUGUCAGUGUUUAUCUGUAAAUAAUAUAUGAAUAAUAAAUGUCAGUGUUUAUCAGUAAAUAACAAUAUAUGAAUAAUAAAUGUCAAUGCUUAUCUGUAAAUAACAAUAUAUGAAUAAUAAAUGUCAGUGUUUAUCAGUAAAUAACAAUAUAUAAAUAAUAAAUGUCAGUGUUUAUCAGUAAAUAACAAUAUAUGAAUAACAAAUGUCAGUGUUUAUCAGUAAAUAACAAUAUAUGAAUAAUAAAUAUCAGUGUUUAUCUGUAAAUAACAAUAUAUCAAUAACAAAUGUCAGUGUUUAUCUGUAAAUAACAAUAUAUAAAUAACAAAUGUCAGUGUUUAUCAGUAAAUAACAAUAUAUGAAUAAUAAAUGUCAGUGUUUAUCAGUAAAUAAUAUAUGAAUAAUAAAUGUCAGUGUUUAUCUGUAAAUAACAAUAUAUCAAUAACAAAUGUCAGUGUUUAUCUGUAAAUAACAAUAUAUAAAUAACAAAUGUCAGUGUUUAUCAGUAAAUAACAAUAUAUGAAUAAUAAAUGUCAGUGUUUAUCAGUAAAUAACAAUAUAUCAAUAACAGUGUUUCUGUUCCUUUGACUUGCAGAAAGCUGCUGGUGCCAGUGGCCAUGUUGCUGGUGCUGGUGCACGCAGACAUGAGCACGGACGAUUCCACGUCUGAAGAAGUUUCCACAGCCAAUCAGGUGACAGUCGCUGACGCUGCAGUUCCAAACUACAACCAUGCUGAAGUGGAAGAAGAUGAGGACACUGCACACCUGGGACUGAAGGAACCGAAGGGACUGAAGGAACUGAAGGGACUGAAGGAACUGAAGGAACUGAAGGAACUGAAAGAACUGAAGGAACCGAAGGAACUGAAAGAACUGAAAGAACUGAAGGGACUGAAGGAACUGAAGGGACUGAAAGAACUGAAGGAACCGAAGGAACUGAAAGAACUGAAAGAACUGAAGGGACUGAAGGAACUGAAGGAACUGAAGGAAAUAAAGAGAGUGAAGGAACCAAAGGAACAUCUGAGUUUCCUUCCAACCACACCUCAAGUCCUCCAGCCCGCCAAUCAGAGCAUCGCUUCUAGGGCAGCCAGUCCUGACAAGACCCUCCUCCGUCCUCCACUCAAACUUCUGCCCAAGAACCGAACGUCCAAAAGGAAAACCAAAGUCCCGCGCCAUCGGGCGUGAACCACACACACACACACACACACACACACACACACACUCACGCGUGUACACACUACUUCAAUUUUGCUAAUAAAUAUUCAAACUUGUC
Messenger RNA from Entelurus aequoreus (snake pipefish), 2061 nucleotides. RefSeq names its product transcription initiation factor TFIID subunit 11-like. NCBI's taxonomy places the organism in Eukaryota, Metazoa, Chordata, Actinopteri, Syngnathiformes, Syngnathidae. The transcript has 6 exons. The record is from RefSeq and is a predicted model, not a curated record. Bases 1410 to 1973 code for a protein of 187 amino acids.